UUUGCCCUUUUUCUUUAUUUUUGUCUUUUUUCACCUUCACAAUUACCAUCUUCUCUUUUUUUACCCCUCCCAUCUGUCUUUUCCUUUCCCCCUCUAUCCUCUUUUAUCACUGCCAUUGCUACCUCUAUUUCUGCAGCCAACACUGCUCACUUCUCUCGUCCUCGUCAGUCGGCACUCCCCCGCCCACUCCCUCAAAGCUAAUUUUUCAGCGCGAACAGCAAAACGGAGAUGCCCCAAGAGAGAGAGAAAGUCCGUGGUGUCUGGGCGAUGAGAGGAGGAGGUGGCAGAGGCGUAUUUCACAGCCCAAAUAGUGCUGUUACUGUGGAAACGAGAGAUGUUUUGGAGAUAAACUUUUGGACAACUGAUUUAGGGAAGAUGAAGAGAGAUGGGAACAUUUGUCUCACCAUUUUUCCAGAUGAGAAAUGCGUUUUUCUCAGGUGAGAUGGGAUUGGAUUGGAAUGUGAAUUUUCUGACAAGCAAGCAAUUACUUUGCUGCCUUAAUCUUGUGUGUAAGUAUGUUUUGAUGUUAGAAAAGAAAUAGGAAGGAGGAUGAAAUUGAUUAAAUCUAAAUCAUGAGGGACGAUUUUGGCAAUGAACUAAAGGUUUAUGGACGAAAUUAAAAAUUUCCCCGUUCCCAAAGACAUUCAGCCUCAGGGGUAUGGAACCAACCAAAUUAUAAAGCAAGAAAAGAAGCAUAUAAAGGGAAAGCACCCAUCAAGGGCAAUUCCGUCAUCUCCUCACCUUCCGAGCGCUCUACUCUGUCCGCAUUUAAAUUCAAACCUAAAACGGUAAAAUUUUCAAAUAUUCACCGCCUUUCCCCUUUCAGACACCCCUCAGGAAAACGCUCCAGCAACAAGAUUCAAGAAACCAAGAAGAACUUCAAGAUUUUGGGAGUAUGGAAUCAAGAAAACGGAAACCUAAUUUAGUUUCUUGUCCGCCUUCGCCUUUGCCAAACCCUCCAUCAUCAUCUUCAUCAAUCUUCAGGGACAUUUCGAAUUUCAAAACCCCCAGACAUCCCUCAUCAACUCCAUGUUUACAGGCUUCUCCGCAGUUCUUCACCGCCUCCAAGAACACCCCAUUGUCCUCUUCACGCCGAGCAUUCAAAUCCUCAGCUUUGAAAUCGAAAGCUGCCCGUAGAUUAAAGGCCUUUGAGCUUGAACAAUCUAAAUCUGCACGGAAGGCUCAGCAUGAGAAAGAAAAAUCACUCAAGUCACUUGCGAGGUCGCUCACCGUGUGGCUCAACUUUUUGUUCGAAAACCCUAGUUCAUGUGGUUGUGAUCCAGCAAAGUUCAUUGGAGAAAGUGAUGGUUCCGAUUUGAGUUUAGGUGGAGGGGCGAGAGAAGUGUUGUUGAGUAAUGGGAAGAGGGAGAGUGGACCUGGGGGUGGGGUGGGGUUUGAUGGGCUAUGGAGAUGCCCGAAGAGACAGAGGGACUUGUCAUGGAGAGGGGAGGGGAGUGAUGAAGUGGGACAGGAUGGGUUCUCGGGUUCCACAUUUUCGGGAUUGAAGACUUCAUUGCAGGAGAUAUGUAGUUUUGAGGAUUUGAAGGAGAGAAUGAGAAUGUACUUGAGCCUUGGUAGUUGCAAAGAAAUUUUUGAAGCCUUGGCUCAAGUAACAAAGAACAUUGAUGAAGGAAGGCUAAAAAUGAGGGCAAGUUGUCCCAUAGUGAGUGAUGUAGGGAUGAAGGAGAAAGCCAUGAGAAUUCUCAUGUGUUAUAACCCCAUUUGGCUUAGAAUUGGUCUAUACAUAAUCUUGGGUGGUGACUCCUUGUUGCCAAAUGGUGAUGUUAAUUCUGAGCAAGAAAAUGCAUUUUUGAGGAUGGUUCUUGAAAAGCAGUUUCUCUCACACACUGGUCUAGCCAAAGCCCAUGCUUAUAACAAGCAGGUUGAGGGUUUAUACCGGCCGGGCUACUAUGAAAAAUUGGGGAAUGUCAUAUUGAAGAGAUUUUUGUUGCUUGUUAUCAUAAUUGACAGAGCCAAGUCUCAGACAAGUCUUCCCCUUAAAUAUGGUAUUGAUGGACUGGAUGGCGGAUCUCCUCCAUUGUUCUCCUUGAAAUCUAGUAUUAAAUCAAGCCGCCAACUUAUUCUUGAUUUCUUAUCAUCCGAUGUGAUGCAUGGGGAAGGCAAUGUUCUAGCGCAUCUUGUGAUUGUCGGGUAUAAAGUAACCUACCAGCAGAAUCCGUUGAUUGAGUAUGACUUCAAAGUAAGUGAUGUAUUCGAAGAUCUCCAAGAUGGAGUCCGGCUUUGCAGAGCCAUUGAACUCUUGAAACAUGAUUCCUCGAUUCUUAUGAAAGUAGUAGUUCCAUCUGACACUCAGAAGAAGAGUCUGGUCAAUUGUGGUAUUGCACUACAAUAUCUGAAGCAGGCUGGCGUACCAUUACUUGACGAAGAUGGAACAGAGAUUCUUGGAGAAGAUGUGGUUAAUGGGGACAAGGAGCUUACACUUUCCUUGCUUUGGAAUACGUUUGUUCACCUACAGUUGCCUCUGUUAAUCAGCAAAACACUUCUAUUGGAAGAAAUUUCAAAUAUUCGGGGAGUUGCUGCGGAGAGCUCAAGCACCCAGACGCUCUUGGAUUUGCUUCUUAGUUGGAUUCAGGCAAUUUGUGAAUCUUAUGAGUUGAAGAUCGAAAAUCAGUCUUCCUUACUGGAUGGAAAGGCCAUGUGGUGCUUGCUUGACUAUUACUUCCGCAAAGAACACGAUUGUUCAUGUUCAUUUAAGUACGGUUCACAGGACCCAGAUGGAACAAACAGAGAAGUUUCCAUCAUGUCAGCAAUUGAGUAUACGGAUGCAGUGCACAACUACAUACUUUCCCAAAAAUUAACAUCUUUAUUAGGGAACUUUCCGGAGGUUUUACAGGUCAGUGACAUACUGGAACAUAAUGGUGCAUGUAAUGGACAGAGUGUAAUGGUCCUCUUGGUGUUUCUCUCAGUUCAACUACUUGUAAAAAGAAACAUGGAUAAGUUAAAUUUUCAUAAAAUGCUGGGUUUUGGUUGCCAAGGUCCAAACAGCAGGAGCUCAAGUACAGAGUGGAACAAUGAUAAAGAUUCAACGAGAGGUUUUAAGGCUAUAAUGGCUUGGUGGCAAGACAUGGCAAAAGAGAAUGGCAAGUGCAGUCUAAAGCCACCUGCGGUUUCUACAGAAUGCUUCUUAGCUGGCAGAAAGGGCAAGUCUAUCCAAAGAGAGAAUGCUGCAACGAUAAUCCAGUCCCAUUAUAGACGAGUACUGGAACGCCGAAAUUAUAUGAGAAUAAGAAAUGCAGCUCUAGUUUUGCAAAGCGUUGUUUUGACCUGGCUCUCAAUAAAGAGGAAAGCAUCUGUAAAGGUGCUUGGGGCAAGGACUAGGAGGACUCCCCUGGAGAAGUAUGGGAUGUAUUUUGCAUUUAUGGUUGACAGGCAUUACUUUGUCAACUUAAAAAAGUCGAUCACAGUCAUUCAGAAGGCCACAAGGGCCUGGAUUGCUCAGAGGCACUGCAAAGGAAGUACCAUAUGUAAUCAAAUGCAUAAUCCAGAUCUCAUUAAUGCUGCCACUGUCAUUCAGAGCUGUAUCCGUGGACAGAUAGCAAAGUCUGCUUAUGCUGAAAGGGCAGUCUCUCUUAAAGAGAAAGGAUCAGUUACGGCCCAAGCUGACAUAGUGGGUGACCUCCAGAAAUUAGCGGCAAUCAGAAUUCAGCAUGCUUGGAGAGAUUACAUUCUUAACAAAUCCAUACGUUGUCAGCACUCUGCUGCAACUAAAAUCCAGAGUCAUUAUCGUGGUUGGCUGAUGAGAAAGAGUUUUGCAUGCAAGAAGCGAGCAGCAAUAAUAAUUCAGAGGAGUUUCCGGAGUUCAAGGAGCAGGAGGGAUCUCCAGAUUCAGAGACAGCAAAAUGCAUCCGUGAUUAUCAUUCAAUUACAUGUCCGUGGAUGGCUGUCUCGAAGACAAGCUUAUACAGAAAAAGAUCUUUUUAUUAGGAUCCAGAGCUUCUGCCGUGGGUGGCUGCAAAGAAAGGAGUUCUUGUUCCAUAAGGAUGCUGCUACAAAGAUCCAAAGUGCUUUCCGCCGCAUGAGCUGUUCCAAGGCAUUCAUUUCUCAGAGGCAUGCUGCAAUUGAUAUCCAACGUUUUGUCAGAGGGGCGAAUAUGAGGAGAAGGCUUCUAGGAGCUCUCAGCUACCACAAGGCCUCAAAUCACGGCAUCCAGGGCCUAGAAUUGAAGAUACUAGUUCAAUCUGUUGUGAAGUUGCAAAGAUGGUGGAGGUGUGUUCUGCAAGUUCAAAUGAAAAGGAAGUCGGCAGUGGUUAUCCAAUCACAUUUUCGAGGAUGGAAGGCGCGGCAAAUGGCUCUGAGAGAAAAGCAGCUUAAAGUGAAAAGAAAGUCGGCUCUGGUUAUCCAAUCACAUUUUCAACGAUGGAAGCAGAGGCAAACGGCUAUGAGAGAAGAGCAGAUUACAGUGAAAACAAAAUCGGCAGUGGUUAUCCAAUCACAUUUUCGAGGAUGGAAGGCAAGGCAAAUGGCUCUGAGAGAAAAGCAGCUUAAAGUGAAAAGAAACUCGGCUCUGGUUAUCCAAUCACAUUUUCGACGAUGGAAGGCGAGGCAAAGGGCUAUGAGAGAAAAGCAGCUUAAAGUGAAAACAACAUCGGCAGUGGUUAUCCAAUCACAUUUUCGAGGAUGGAUGGUGAGGCAAAUGGCCAAGAGACAAAAAAAGCGUGUGGUUGUGAUUCAGUCAUUCUGGAAAGGUUACCGUGCACGGAAAAAUGCAAGAGGCGAGCUGCUCGACUUGCGCUUGAGAAUGGAAAAGUCUGCUGCAAAUGUAGAUGACAGCAGGCGCUUAAUAAACAGGCUUGUUGCAGCAUUAUCAGAACUUCUGAGUAUGAGAAGUGUCAGUGGCAUUUUACACACCUGUGCAACUUUGGAUGUGGCCACAGAACUUUCACAGAAAUGCUGUGAAGAGCUUGUUGCUGCUGGAGCUGUCGGCACUUUACUCAAGUUAAUUCGCUCUGUCAGCAGGAGCAUGCCCGAUCAACAAGUUCUAAAGCACGCUCUCUCAACUCUCAGGAACCUUGCCCGCUAUCCACACCUGACCGAGAUAUUGGUCCAGAGUCAUGGAUGUGUAGAAACAAUUCUUUUGGAGUUUGUCCGAAACAAAGAGGAGGGUUUCUUCGUUGCCUCUGAACUGUUGAAGAAAAUAUGUGUAAGCGAAAACGGUGCUAAAGCUGUUCGCAGUUCACCAGCUCUAUAUAAAAGGUUAAACAACUUUGCGGAAGAAUUGGCAAGGAAGGCGAGAACCGACAAGAGGAAAGAAAGGAACUUGCCGGCAAGACAACAUGCAGAGAGAAGACUGAAAGAGGUCGUUGAGCUCCUCAAACUCAUUGCAAAUGCAAAUGCCUAAGCCAAUCUCAGUUCCAGCCUGCAGGUGUUUUUCUAUUUUGUAGUUUUCUUAUUAGUGUGUGUAUAUAUAUUAGUUUUGCCAUGCAGAUUCUGGUCUGUCUACCAUAGGAGAGUAAAGUUAUUCCCAAAUUUGAAGGAGUUGAGAUCGUACUCAAUUCCGACUGUUUCUUCCUUAACACCUCUGAUAUUAGCUGUGUUCUUCCGCGGAUGUUUCUUUUACUUUUCAAUGAAAUUUAGCUUA
Sesamum indicum (sesame) is the source of this 5599-nucleotide messenger RNA. The record is from RefSeq and is a predicted model, not a curated record. Lineage: Eukaryota; Viridiplantae; Streptophyta; Magnoliopsida; Lamiales; Pedaliaceae.